GCCAGUCAGCCGCACCGCGGUUCCGGGUCAUAAAGUCUCAGCACCCGCCCCUGGUACCAGCUGCGACUCACAUUCUCUCCGGACGCCGAGGAUGGGGUUCGUCAUGCCCCGAACCCUCCUCCUGCUGCUGUCGGAGGCCCUGGCCGUGACCGAAACCUGGGCGGGCUCCCACUCCCUACGGUAUUUCUACACCGCGGUGUCCCGGCCCGGCCGCGGGGAGCCCCGCUUCAUCUCCGUGGGCUACGUGGACGACACGCAGUUUGUGCGGUUCGACAGCGACGCCCCAAAUCCCAGGGAAGAGCCGCGGGCGCCGUGGAUGGAGCAGGAGGGGCCGGAGUAUUGGGACUAGCAGACGCGGAUGGUCAAGGACCACGCACAGACUUUCCGACUGAGCCUGAACAACCUGCGCGGCUACUACAAUCAGAGCGCGUCCGAGUCGCACAGCCUCCAGAGAAUGUAUGGCUGUGACAUCGGUCCUGACGGCCGCCUCCUCCGCGGGUACAGUCAGGACGCCUACGACGGCGAGGAUUACAUCUCCCUGAACGAGGACCUGCGCUCCUGGACCGCGGCGGACACCGCGGCGCAGAUCACACGCCGCAAGUGGGAGGUGGCCGGUGAGGCGGAGCGCUGGAGGAACUACCUGGAGGGCACAUGCGUGGAGGGGCUCCCCAAAUACCUGGAGAUGGGGAAGGAGACGUUGCUGCGCGCAGAAUCUCCCGACACACAUGUGACCCGCCACCCCAUCUCUGACCAUGAGGUGACCCUGAGGUGCUGGGCCUUGGGCUUCUACCCUGCGGAGAUCACCCUGACCUGGCAGCGUGAUGGGCAGGACCACACCCAGGACGCAGAGCUUGUGGAGACCAGGCCUGCAGGAGAUGGGACCUUCCAGAAGUGGGUGGCUGUGGUGGUGCCUUCUGGAGAGGAGCAGAGAUACACAUGCCAUGUGCAGCACGAGGGGCUGCCCAAGCCCAUCACCUUGAGAUGGGAACCAUCCUCUCAGCCCUCCAUCCCCAUCCCGGGCAUCAUUGCUGCUGUGGUUGUCCUUGUGGUCACUGUGGUGGUUGGAGCUGUGAUCUGGAGGAAGAAGUGCUCAGGAGGAAAAGGACCAAGCUACUCUCACGCUGCACGUGAUGACAGCGCCUAGGGCUCUGAUUCGUUUCUAAUGGCUCCUAAAGGUAAGACUCUGGAGGGCCUGAAGCGAGGAGGGGUGGGGGCACUAAGGACACUUUGACAUGCGGAGGGCUGUUGAGAAAUUGUCUCUUAUGUGACUGACUUAAAUCUGUUAGUGAUUAAUUUUUUCCACAGUGUGAGACCCACUGCCUGUGGUGCACUGAGCGAUGCAGGUUCUGUUCACACCCCCACUUAGUGACAUCGAUAUCCCCUGACUUUCUGAGGAUGGUGUCAGAAUGUGUCUGCGUUCCCAUUAGCAUAUUGUGAGGACACAGGAGACUGCCCCCCCCCCCCCGCCCACCAUGACCCCUCCCCAUACUGAUUCCUGUUCCCUUUCUGAUCUGCUUUCUUAUUCCAGCAGAGGUAGGGCUGGACCGUCUCCAUCCCUGUCUUCAUUUCAUGUUGGGCAGAGUAUUGUUGCCUUACUUCCCCACUGAAAAUGAGAAUCCAGAUAUGAAUUGUGUUUUGUAAUUCUUGGCAUGUGGGGAUGAUGAGAUAAUAAAAGAGAGGACUUGUGAAGUUGAAGUAGAAAAGAAAUGAAAGCACUGAGAACCUUCAGAACCUGUGUUUUUGCUGUACUGAGUCUGGUGCAGGUGGGGACAGGAGAGAACUGUGAGGAGCCGAGCAGGGACAGGGCCUGUGUCCAGUUGGUGCUCAAGCACCAUUGGUGUGACGUGCUCACUCCUCAGCUGGGUCAUGUCUCUGCUCCUUGUCCUUGUCCCUUCUGUGGAUACUUGUCUCACCAGGACCUGUGAUCGUAGGGGCUUGGAUGUCACCUGUCACCAGGACCUUGGGCAGCAAAUGAUUCCUGUGACUGGGUCAGCCCAGGCUCCAUCCUGGGUUGAGCCCUCAGCCCCAUCUUUUGGGUGGUUUUUUUUUACCUUGUUUCUGUGGAGCAUCAGGCCUGUUCUUGCUCUUGUGUCCGAGUUCCUGUCUCAUUCUUCCCAGGUGACCACAGCAGUUACAUCACCAAGAGUCUUUUGGACUGACAUUCCCACAGACCUAGGUGUGCUCUGCACACAGGAGUCUCUGGGGUUUGGAGAGAUGAAUUUUCAGUCAUCCUUCCCUUCUCCUCCCUCUAGAGCUGUCUUCUGGAUUAUUCUUUAGAUUCUGGAGGUAGAGAGGAAUCCAAGAGUUUCUCAUCCUUUUUCAACUUCAGUUAGUUUCUACCUUCCCUGCCUCUCUAUGCCCUUUCCCUGCCCUUAGUUUAGUGAUGCUGGUGUGGCUCCCAUCCAAGUUCAUGGAUUUAUAAAGCAGGGUCUAAUGUAAACUUCUAUUUGGUUGUGGAGAAAAGGCCCACUAGAGCCUAAGUACAGUGUUUCUGAAGACAGAACUGUAAUUCUGUGCUGUGCUGUGCAGGGGAAACGCUGUGGGAGGGGGGAGCUGAGCAGAGAGAGGGAGGGAGGAGCAGCCCUGGGGAAAAGUAGAGGCACACUGAUGGUGAGGUGGGGGCACUUUGUGCGGGAGCUGCCACGGACCGGCUGUGCCUGAGGCUCAUCCAGAAGACAGAGGUCUUCUCCGCUGACCAAUUGUUCCACUGAUAAUGUCGUGUGUCACAUGCAGGACCCGCUAUUUUUUCAUCUAGGACACCUCAGUGACUAAGAAGAGGCAAACAUGCUGGUCUUGUGGAGAAUAUGUCCUAGGGGUGAGGGACAGACUCCACUUGACCCUGGAACAACGUGGGGACUGAGGGCAAUGACCCCAUUGUGCAGUCAGAAUUCCAAGUGUAACUUUCGACUCUCCUGAAACUUAACUACUACUACUAAUAACCUACUGUUGAUAAGAAGUCUUACUGAAAACAUGAACAGUCAUUUAACACAUAUUUUGUACAUUACAUGUAUAUGUACAUGUAUUCUUACAAUAAAUUAAGCUGGAGAAAAUAGAAAACAUAA
Molecule: messenger RNA, 3062 nt
Organism: Prionailurus viverrinus (fishing cat)
Lineage: Eukaryota; Metazoa; Chordata; Mammalia; Carnivora; Felidae
Product: DLA class I histocompatibility antigen, A9/A9 alpha chain-like
Exons: 7
Biological process (GO): positive regulation of T cell mediated cytotoxicity; antigen processing and presentation of endogenous peptide antigen via MHC class Ib; antigen processing and presentation of endogenous peptide antigen via MHC class I via ER pathway, TAP-independent
Cellular component (GO): external side of plasma membrane
Molecular function (GO): peptide antigen binding; signaling receptor binding
Source: RefSeq, a predicted model, not a curated record